Messenger RNA from Anguilla anguilla (European eel), 3994 nucleotides. RefSeq names its product vomeronasal type-2 receptor 1. Gene Ontology annotation, molecular function: G protein-coupled receptor activity; olfactory receptor activity. Bases 57 to 2924 code for a protein of 955 amino acids. The record is from RefSeq and is a predicted model, not a curated record. Lineage: Eukaryota; Metazoa; Chordata; Actinopteri; Anguilliformes; Anguillidae. The transcript is spliced from 6 exons. Gene Ontology annotation, biological process: G protein-coupled receptor signaling pathway. Gene Ontology annotation, cellular component: membrane.
GAUAGGACCCACAUAGGCCCUGGCAUGCUUUCCGUCACACAUAUCCUUUGUCGAAUAUGGAUUUAAGAAUUCGCAUUAUAUUUGGACUAUAUAUGGUUUCUCAACUUGUAAUUUUUAUUUCGGCAGAACCUAGCUGUAAACUGAAAGCCAAGUUCAAUUUGAAUGGCUAUAAAAGCACAGAGAAGAAGAAGGUGAUAGUAGGGGGAAUGUUUCCAGUGCAUUAUCGACUGGCCUCUUCUAAGAGCAACACCUCAUCGGUUCCCACGUCGUCAGGAUGCGAAGGGUUUAAUUUUCGAACCUUUCGCUGGACACAGACAAUGCUAUUUGCCAUUGACGAGAUAAACAACAGCGAGGACCUGCUGCCAAACACAGAUCUGGGCUAUGUCAUCUAUGACUCCUGCUUCACCAUCUCUAAGGCAGUGGAGGGCACACUGACAUACCUGACCGGGCAGGACGAGGCUGUGCCCAACUACCGCUGUGGCACAGGGGCACCUCUGGCAGCCCUUGUGGGGGCAGGGGGGUCUGACCUCUCCAUUGCUACAGCACGUAUUCUCGGCCUCUACUAUUUCCCCCAGGUCAGCUACUCAUCCUCAUGCACGGUGCUGAAUAGCAAGUUCCAGUUCCCCACCUUCCUGCGCACCAUUCCCAGCGAUGCACACCAGUCGCUUGCUAUGGCCAAGCUGGUGCUGCACUUCGGCUGGACCUGGGUGGGCACCAUCGCCGCGAACGACGACUACGGCAAGUACGGCAUCAAGGCCUUCAGGGAAGAGGUGGAGGACGCGGGGGUGUGCAUCUCUUUCUCAGAGACGCUGCCCAAGGUCCAGUCGCCGGAUGACAUCCGCCGCAUCGUGGAGACGGUCCUGAAGUCCACCGCCAAGAUCAUCGUGGUGUUCUCCUCUGACGUGGACCUCAGCCCGCUGAUUGGGGAGCUGCUGCGCCACAACGUCACCAACCGCACCUGGAUCGCCAGCGAGGCCUGGGUCACCUCGGCCCUCAUCGCCCGGCAGGGAACGCCCUCCCUCCUGGGCGGGACGCUGGGCUUUGGCCUCCGCAGGGCCGUAAUCCCGGGCCUGCAGGAACACCUCCUGGACAUCGACCCGCACAUGGACCCGCUCACCGAGGAGUUCUGGGAGACGGCCUUCAACUGCACCUUGGAGUACCCGGCGAGCAGAUGGGGGGGCGGCCUCAACGCGUCCAUGUCCAGGAACGCUCUGGCACCCAACGGGCUGUGCACGGGCAGGGAGUCCCUGCGGCAGCUGAACAGCACGUACACAGACGUGUCCCAGCUGCGCCUCACAUACAGCGCGUACAAGGCCGUCUACGCUGUGGCCCACGCCCUCCAUAACCUGGAGCACUGCGAGCCUGGAAAGGGGCCCUUUGAAGAGAAGACCUGUGCUAACAUCAGCGAUUUUGAACCCUGGCAGUUAAUGUAUUACCUGAAGAACCUCAAGUUCAAUGUCCCGCACACUGGCGAAACCAUCUUCUUUAAUGACGGAGAGGUGCUGGGAGAGUAUGAUAUUAUUAAUUGGCAAACGAAUGAAGAUGGCAGCAUUUCCUAUGUCCAGAUUGGUCACUACAAUGGCUCGGCACCCCCUGAAGCCAUGUUGUCCAUUAAGAAUUCAUCCAUCAUCUGGAACAAUGAUGUUAUGGAGGCCCCACGCUCUGUGUGCAGUGAGACCUGUCAGCCUGGCACCAGGAAAGGUAUCCGACAGGGAGAGCCUGUUUGCUGCUUUGACUGCAUACCCUGUGCAGAAGGCGAGAUCUCCAAUCAAACAGAUGCGAGGGAAUGCAUCCAGUGUACCGAGGACUACUGGUCAAACGCCAACCGUGAUACCUGCGUGCCCAAGACUAUCGAGUUCCUGGACUUCGGCGAGCCGCUGGGCAUCACCCUGAUCGUGAUCUCGGCCUUCGGGGCGCUGGCGACGAUGGCGGUGGCCGUGGUGUUCCUGAUGAACGUGAGCACGCCCCUGGGCAAGGUGAACGAUCCGGCACUGACCCUCUCACUGCUUUUCUCCCUGGUGGUGACCUUCCUGUGCUCCAUCGUGUUCCUGGGCAGGCCGCAGCACUGGUCCUGCAUGACCAGCCAGGUGGCGCUGGCCCUGGGUUUCGCCCUCUGCCUGUCCUCCAUCAUGGGAAAAUCCAUCGUGCUCAUGCUCCGCGCCCGCGUCCUGAAGGCCGCCAAGGCAGCCGCCAAAGCCGCCGCCAAGGCCGCCAAAGAAGCUAAGGAGGCCAGGGAGGCCGCCGCCGCCGAGGGCGAUGCCGGCGCCGACACCAACACCAUCGUCGCCACCAACGUCAACGCCAACGGCAACGCCAACGUCAUUGACACCGACGGACCCGACCCCAUUCAGCCCAUCCACCAGAGGGCGCUGGUGGUGGUGUGCACUCUAAUCCAGGCAGUGGCCUGCACAGUGUGGCUGAUCCUCCUGCCUCCGCACCCCAUCAAAAACACGGCUGCGCAGAAUAUCAAGAUCAUCCUGGAGUGUGACGAGGGCUCCAUCGUCUUCAUCUGCUGCAUCUUCGCCUACGACAUCCUGCUGGCGCUGCUGGCCUUCGUCUUCGCCUUCGUCGCCCGCAAGCUGGAGGACCACCUUGGCGAGGCCAAGUGCAUCACCUUCGGCAUGCUCGUCUUCUUCAUCGUGUGGAUCUCCUUUGUCCCCGCCUACCUGAGCACGCGGGGGAAGUUCAUGGUGGCCGUCCAGAUCUUCGCCAUCCUGGCUUCCAGCUUCGGCCUGCUCUGCUGCAUCUUCCUGCCCAAGUGCUACGUCUUCCUGGUGAAGCCAGACAGGAACUUGGAGGAGCUCCUGAAGCCCCGCCCCAAACUCCGCGACAGCACCGCCACCAGCAUGUCCACGGCCACCUCCGCCUCCUUCUCCACCGACAUCAACGCCACCACUGUGUCCACUAUGGCAGUUGAUGACUGAGCCAACUCCGUGUUGGCCCCGCCCAGAAUUUGCUUCUAGUUAUACAGGACUCUGCUUCUGACACUAUGCAAGGCUAACGUCUGUCACUAAGACCCAACAAAAUGUAUGCAAUAGCCACUUUCACACAUGCACAAGCAUAAAUAUAUUUACAUAAAUUUAUUUACCCUCACCCACAGGACACGUGCAUAUGCCCACUCAAAUCCACACACAUUAACCCAUUCACUCAUAUAUGGACAAGCACACAAACACACACUUAUAUUCAAGUACAGAUAUUUGUACACAUGCACAAAACAUGGUUAAAAACAUAGUUCUAGAAAACACAUAACUUUCUUUCAGGAUGAGACAUCUAAUCCCUAGAUAUGGAGUUAUUAGAUUGGUUGAAGUUCUUUUCAUGUAUUUAAAUUUAAUAUAAUACAAUGUCCUCGACAUAUAUAUCCAUGGAGCUUACAGUACAUUGUUUUAAAAUAGCAGCAGCUUCCAUUAUAUAUAAACCAUUCUCUUAACUCUAUCCCUAUGGAGACAACAUGAAAGGUGGACCUCCAGCUAAUCAUAGCAAUGGAUCUCUGCAUUAGCACCACUGAACUAGCAUUCCACAGCAUUGAGGCAACAACAGUUAGGUAAAGCAAAGAGCCCUAUUAAAGAUUGUAUAGUUCAUUUCAGAGUGAGAAACCACUUAAACUUUUAAAAUAAAUGACUAUCACACAUUUCAUUAUAUGUUUAUGCUACUUUUUUCUUCUCGGUAGAUAUUUGUCAAUUUAGAUUAAAUUAAAUCAUAAUCAUUGCUCAAAUUAAAGAUUUGUGAUUUCACAAGAUAAUGAAUUUCCACUUGUGAAUCAGGACAAAAAUAAGAGGACCGCAAUUUAUAGAACAGCUCUAGAAUAAGAUAUUGUAGUACAAAGCAAAAAGUUAAUUUAAGUUUAAAUAUACAUAGUUCCUUCUCUAUGCAUACAUCAUACAUCUGCAUACAUUAUUUGAUAUUCUAUAUUUGCUGUGUAAAUAUAUAAUAAUGAAAAUGCUGCUGACUGCAAGUGACUUCUGAAGUUAAUAAAGAUAUAUUGUUUGCACUCUUA